This is a messenger RNA of Pelagomonas calceolata, 980 nucleotides long. The record is from the annotation of a GenBank genome assembly. NCBI's taxonomy places the organism in Eukaryota, Pelagophyceae, Pelagomonadales, Pelagomonadaceae.
CUUUGGCAGUAAUAUAAGCUGGGACACGCCGACAUAACAGCGCGGGGCAACACACACGCCCACGACGCCGUCGCCGCGACGCAGCCCCGAGGCGCCGCAACAUAAUCGACAGCCAGCAUGGGCCGCAUGACCUACAAUGCCCUCCAGCCGCCCUUCCCGGAGCACAAGCCCGAGGACCAGCCCGCGAGGCAGGCCGCUGUAGAGAAUGAGCUCAAGUUCCACACCGCGCGCCUCGACGUCGCGGCGAUCCAAAACUUGUAUGAUGUCCACGACACGACCGAGAUGCGCGAGGAGCUGCGGGCCGCGCUCAACGUCUCCGAGGCGCUGGACGCGCAGCAGCGCGAGAUCGUCCAGGACUACUACUUCCACCUCUACGCCUUCGCGAAGGCGAAGGGCUUUGACGCGAAGAAGGCCGGGACGCUGCUGAGCAUCUGUCGCGAGAUCUUCGACGCCGACGCGGCCACGAACGCGCCGUCGGAGUCCAUGGAGAAAUCCUUCGAGCGGCUCGAGGCGCAACUGCUCCGCCACGCCGAGUUCCGGCCGCCCAAAGCCCUCGACAUCUUCGACGAAGGGGACGUCCAGGAGAUCAUCGAGUGGAUGCUGCACAACUACUUCCGCCACUACAAGCUCUACAAGGCCAUCUUCACGAAGCGACGGUCCGACGUGUUUUCCCAGGCGGCGCCCUUCGCCGUCGAGGCGCCGCGGGACCCUCUACCGCUCUCGUCCUUCCUGCCGCUCCGCGUCGAAGUGGACAUGCCCGAGGAUGCACCGGCGCCGGCGCCGGGACCGGCGCCGGCGCCCGCCGCGGCGUUAGACACGUUCGAGGCAUCGAGCGUCGCGUCGGAAUGCCCGCCCGCCGAGCCGAUGCCCGCGGAGGACGACGGGGAAGAGUAAUUUGUAGGUCAUGGUUGAUGCAGGCGGCCCAACCGGCGGCACUUCCGGCGGCGGCGGAAUUCAAGCUAGGUCUUGAUUCUUACAAG